Penicillium digitatum Pd1 is the source of this 654-nucleotide messenger RNA. Its product is annotated as protein hob1. The record is from RefSeq and is a predicted model, not a curated record. NCBI's taxonomy places the organism in Eukaryota, Fungi, Ascomycota, Eurotiomycetes, Eurotiales, Aspergillaceae.
AUGCAGUACACGAUCCUUGCCACUCUUUUCCUCGCCGCCACGGCUCUGGCUGCCCCUGCGGAUUCUACUGCCACAUCUUCAGGCACUGAUUCCGCCGAUAGCGAUAAUGCUUACGACAUUGCGGAUGUACCCAGCUCCAUCAUGACGGUUCUGGCAACGGCCAUCCCGUCCUCUUGGUAUAACGACAUCAUGGACCCCACCUCCCUCUCUUCGAUUGUCAGCGAAGUUGCGGCUGGAACCUACCCCGCUUGGUACAACGCACUGCCUAGCAGCGUCAAGGCAUGGGCCACUUCCAACAUCAAUGACCAGAUCUUUGAUGCUACGGCAACCGCCGAUAGCAGUGCUGCUCAGACUGAGACUGCUGAUAACAGCGCCAUCGAAACUGGCUUCUCCACCGCUGCCAGCCAGACCUCCAAUGCUGUCGAGAUCUCUUCCAAUGCUGCCGAGACCACUUUGGCUUCCACUCCCUCCUCAGACUCUAGCUCUGACGCUGCCAUCACCCCCUCUGCCUCCAGUUCUGAUUCGAGCUCCAGCUCUACAUCGUCUUCUCCCUCUUCUUCGAAAUCUACUGGUGGCGCCCCCGCUCCCACUGGAGGCAUUGCCUUGAGUGUUGCUGGUGCAGCUGGUGCUUUGGCUCUGGCUCUGGCCCUGUAG